CCUCACUGUCAGGUGUCAAGGUCCAAGUGUCAACAUUCAACAAUGGACGAAGAAAUCAAAGCUUUCAACAAUAGGCAAAAACAAACACGAAAUGAUCUAAAAUCGUCAAAAUUGGAAGACAAUGGCGAGGAAUAUAUAGAAGCACCUAUCGGUGAGUGUUGGAUUCGUGAUUUUGGUUUAGUUUUUGCCCAAGAUCGGGUUGCAUAUUUGAAUAAUCUGAAACUCUUGUCGUCAACCAACUUUAUAUUGUACUUGCUUUACUGAAAGUGACAGGCGACAGCUGCUGUGUUUGAGAUGAUAAUUUCUGUGCUUAUAUGAUUUAUAAGUGAAGAUUAUAUGUAUGAUUGUAUAUAUCAAAUUACUUAUUUUCACUUAUAAAUAUCCUUGUAAUAUAAACAAAAAUAUAUAGUCUAUGAUGUUUGUGAUGUUACUCUGAAUGUAUAUUCACACCGGACGAGUUUGAAAAAUAUGCCCAGCCACGGUGGGAAUCGAACCUACAACCUUUGGAACACUAUCCCAAUGUCCGAUUCCCACCGUGGCCGGGCAUAUUUUUCAAGCUUGUCCGGUGUGGAUAUACACUCAGAGCCAGGGUGAAUCUCUCAAACACCCUCAAAUUCACUCUGGACUCAGAGUAACACUACAAACAUCAUAUUCACCUGAGUACACAACACUAACACAGAAAAAAUUAUAUAGUCUAUAUUCACAAGCUUUCGUUGGUAGGGUCCAUGGGGAUGCAACUACAGUACCUUCGCUCGAAACGUCGAAUUUCGCUUUGUAUUUUUCAGGUAGCCCUACCAACGAAAACUUGUUAUUAUUGGCAUUACCUACACUGGCGCUGACCAUUCAAGAUUUAUAAUGCAUUUUAUCCUAAACAAUAUUCCAUUCCCAUUAAUUAUACUUUUCAUGCUUUCAUUGAACGUCUUGCUUAAAUUAUAAUAUGUACCUAUAUCAAUGUUUUCCCCCAACUGGGGGGGGGGGGGAGUGUAGCAUACCCAGCCUGGGCAAUUGACAUUUUUGAGAAUUGUUUGUCAUAACCUGAGUAUCAGGCUCUAUUUUACAAAUAGAGCCUGACACAAAACUUAACCUGAUCGCUUUCCACCCACAGCAAAGUUUAUAUUUAGUAUCCAAUCAAAAUGUCGCAGGAGAAAUUUAAAUUUCACACAACGACAACAACAAUCUAAUUAUAGCAUAGGCAGCCCACUAAACGGCUGAAUUUAAAUUAAAACUGCAAUGAACAUAUAAAAUUAACAAAAAUAAUCACAAAUUAGCGAAAUAUAUUGCAAAUGUAGCUUAUAUUAAAUCGCCACCCGAUUGCUCUCUCCUUCGCAGAGGUUUCAGUGACUACAAUGAGCUUUACAUGGCGCUUGCCGUAUUUAUCAACAAACUGACGUAUAAUUAUAAAGUAUAUAUAUAUAUAUAUAUAUAUAUAUAUAUAUAUAUAUAUAUAUAUAUAUAUACCGGAUGUGUAUAAAACACAUAUAUAUUACACAUAUAUACAUAAUAUAUAUAUAUAUAUAUAUAUUAAGUAUACUUUAUAACUGUACGUUCACUGUGCUGGCCAAUUUACUAAUUUCCACCCAAGAAAGAAUAAUUUAAAAAUGAAAAUUAAAGCCCAAUCAAUGAAUUUCAGGCAAGACAUAACAAAAAUAUAAAAUUUAUUGGCUAACGUUUUGUUGUAUUGUUCACAUCAUCUUCAGAGCAAUAAUUGUUGCAAUAUAUUUCGCUAAUUUGGGAUUAUUUUCUAAUUUAACUGCAGUUUUAAUUUAAAUUCAGCCGUUUAGUGGGCCAGCUAUAAUUGUAGUUGUGAUCGUUAUAAAAUAUAUCAACAACAAUAGUAUAAUCUAAUUAGCACCAGCCAAUCAAAUGACAGAUUUAAAAAAUCGUUUGUCUAAUCGGCCAAUCAGACGAAAAAGCCAGAAUCUGGCUUUUUACAUGCGCCGCGGUAAAGAAUUGUAUCAGGCCCUCCUUCAUUCGCCGCCGCCAAUUAAUCCUGGCGAAUGAAAACAUAAGGGCCUGAUACUCAGGUUAUGUUUGUCAGUAUUCCUCUCUCAAGGGUAUAAUAUAGAACUGUCAAUUAAUGUUGAAUGUCCCUGGGUCAUGAAGAGAUUGAAAGACCAACACUUAUAUACAGUAUUAUAAACUUGACACAAAUUUUAUCGACAAGAGUUGAUAUUUGUGGGAAAUAAAACCAUUCUCCCUGCCCACAGGCAUUAAUUUGUUGUCAAUUUAAUAAUGCCUGUGUCUGACCGCACUCCCCUCGUUGGGGGAAGUCAUUCAUUUGAUAGAUGCACUAUCGCAACCUUUACGCAUUAAGCACCAGCGCUGACUCCCCUUAACAAGUAAAAUUUCUAAAAUCAUACUACACCUGUAGAUGCUGAGUAAAAGAAUAAACUUAAGUAGGAUGCAUUACGGUGCAAUGCAACUUGGUGGGCUAAUUGAAAUAGCUGUAUCUUUAAUUUAUAGGACAAAAUUGGCCAAACAAUUUCAUCCCACCCAGGUGGGAUAAAUUCUUCCUAGGGAAUAUUUUAUCCCACUUAACUAAGAUCCUGCCUAGCACAAGGUCAGAUCUCACUUAUCCUGCUGGCUUCAGUUGUUUCUCACAUGAACCCAAAUUGAAUUUGACACAUUUUUACAUUAACCAUGCAGGCCUGCAAUUUAGUGCCAGGCAUCGGACAUUGUCUGGCUAGGGUGAAGCGGUUCAGGGUAAAACUGAAAACCAUCUGAAAAAAACAGAGAAAUUUUUAUGACUUAUAUCAAAAUAUACUAUAGUUAGAUUAAACUUCUUGCUACAUGUUCAAGACUUUAGUUUUAAAAAUGAUUUUGUUGAUGGUAUAUAACUAGUACUGUGUUAAUUAAUAUGUGCUGUAUUAAAGCAGUAAGCCACCAUUAUCAGGGCUAUUUUCUCAUAUUUUUAACGUUUAAAAGUUGAAAGUUUCACCAGAAAAUGCUGAACUAGCGCUGUGAUUGAGUUUGACAAGGUACAGUACCAUAAUGAUUUUAUUUCAAUAUUACUGAGAUUCAAACAGUGGCAUGUUUUUCAGAAUUUGUUCCGGUUUUUCUAGGGGUUUUCUGGUUUUUGCCUAGAACUUUUCCGGGUUAUCGAUUAACCGCCACACCGUUUGUCAGGCCAAAUUUUACCUUUUGUCUUAUCAAAGCUUAAAUUUAUGACCAGUCAUGUGACUGACCCUGAAUCUCAAAAAGUUGAUUUUUAACACUUUUUUAUAAUGUGUUAAAAACCAAAUAUAAACAAGUCACUUCCUCACUAUUUCUUGCUAAUUAUGGAUAAGAUAUAAUAUAAUCUAAAUCGCCUUCAUACAACGUGGUAGAAAGUAAACUUUUAAGUUAUUUAUAACCUGAACUAUAUUAAUGCACUGGUGCAUUGAGACUGGAAAGGAAUAUUAUAUACUCAGUUUUCUUUUGCAUUGCAGUGCAUGUAGACUAACAUGACCAGCCGGUAUACUGUACAUUGAAGAAUUUUACUUUGUCCAUUGUAUGAGAAAAACUGACAAAUGAUUUUUGUCUUGGCCAGACAUUUGCCCUUCCAAGCAAAAUAAUUAUUUACAGGUCUCAGGCAUGUGGAUCUUGCUCAGGUGAGUUACCUGGUUAGGUGGGCUUAUAUGAAGAGGCCCUAAAUAAUUUAUAUUAAUUAAUUAAUAUUAAUUAACUAUAAUUUGUACAGAAUAUGCCUUGUAAAAUUUUGUUUCAAGUUUUGUGUUAUAUACUCAAACUUACAGGCCUUUCGCUGAGAAAACCAAGGUGCUUGAUAUAUAAUGUAGCACUCCUCAGUAAUUAGAUAAAGGUGUUUUAAUUGCACUUACCACGCACUUACCAAAACCAUAGUCAAUCACACACAAAACAUACUGUUUCCUGAAAGUCCCCGUCAAUAAGUACUGUUUUUAUCAUAUACCAAUAUAGAAAACAAAAAACCCUAUAUAAGAGAAACAAGAAACUACAUAAUAUGCAUGUACCAUCAUGAUGAUAAUUUUUGCUUUUAUUAUUUAUAACUUUUGACGAUUUUAUUAUUCACUGGUGAAUAAAAAUAAUGUCCACCACUCAGAGCUGUUGCCAGGAGACAGUUGAAUUUUGUGACUUUCAUGUGACAUGCUCUAGUCCAAUGAAAUGCAAGAAAACAUGAACUAUUUCUGUAUAACAUUUAUUAAGUAUUCUACUAUAUGACUAAACAAUAAAUAUGGUACAACACGUAUGUUACGAAAACCUUUAAAAAGAAUUGUUUAGUUCGGCAAAAAUACAAUACGCACGUGACGCCGUGACGGUGAAGGACCCGAAUAAUGAGUAAACGUUGACUAACAUAGAUAAUGAGUAUUAUUCUAAUGAGUUUCAUAGCCAUCUUCCCUUCUAUAAGCUAUGCCCUGAACAAGGCGGGAAUCUUAACUGUAUGAUGAAAAUCAAUGCCCAUUUCAUUUCGUGAUGGCUUAUUUAGAUUAAUUACCAGCAUCAUGCUGGGCAUUGAUUUUCAUCAUACAAUUUUUGAAAAGACUUUGAUAUUGAAAAGGACUCAUGUUUUUGCAUGCGUUUUCUAUUUUUGCUGCGGAUAUUUUCUGCGUAAUCAUUUCAUAUUCGACUGAUCAGAGCCUGAAAAAUAUCGCGAGUACGAAAAAGGUACACGCACCAAACAGCCUACAAAUAUAUCCAAAUUCAAAUUAUUUAUUUUAAACCCUGUAAUAAUAACAUUUAUUGUCCCAACCAAAGUCAAGCAAUCCAAAACAUAAAUUCAACAUCCAUGCCUGAUUGUUUCUUGUUCUUGAAAAAAUAGUGCACAGUUGUAUUUUAAGGUGCACGUUUGUCUCUGUGUUGAGUGCCUUCCUGGGCAAGGACGGUCUGUACCAGUGUAGGUAAUGCCAAUAAUCAGGAAGGCUUCGGAUUGAUAAGGAUGCAACUCCUGAAAAAUAUCAAUGAGAACUUUGAAGUUUAGGAGGAGAAUUUUUGAAGGAGAAUUUUUCAGGUAGUUGCUGCAUCCUUGUCAAUCCGAAGCAAGGCCUGCAUUUAUACUUAUUUAUUACAGUAAAGGAAUUUUUUUGCAAUAUGCAAGUAGAUUAGAAAAUAUUUCGUUGAUCAAUCAUGUGAGAUGAAUGUCCCUUUUGACCUUGGUGUUCAAACCAAAUUUUAUGUUAAACCAUUAUUUUUCCAGAAAGUACGUCAUUUUGUGCAUAGAGCCUCGUUUUCGUGAUUGACACAUUAUGCUUUAACUACAUGUCACCUACACGAAAAUGAGGCUCAAAAGCCAAAUUGACGUAUAACUUUCAGAAGGGUGUAUUAUAGCAGGUGUGUCACUGUGGUUCAUGGGUUGGGGUAGAUCUCCCACUCAUGUAAAAUAUAUGACGCAUUGUCAGGAGUGUAAUGACCAAGAUUUUACAACAAAACAGUUUAGUGAAGUUUUUUUUUUAAUUUUAAAUGACUACAUUACAGUACAUAUGUUGUGAUAGGUCACAGCAAAAUGCAGUUAAAAGUUAAAAGUUAAAACAAGGGCAAGUUUAGGUAUACUAUUAAGCUUGUUUUAUAAUUUUCUUUAUUGUUUAUGUACUGUACUAUUUGUUGUUUUAAAAAUGUUGUAUUAUACGUUGUUUUCCUGUAGUUAACCUUUUAAAUUAACGCACGUUACCAUUUUACUCUGUCUAAUACCAUAUGAGUGUACUCAACAAGGGAGAGUGCUGGCUAUCAAUGUGUUAAUCAGACUAUCUGCCAACAAUGAAUGUAAUUAUUUAAUAGAUAAAGUUGGUCCGAUUGGACGAUGGAUCAGACACCGCCUUCUGUCAAGCUCACUUUAUGGGACACCCCUGCUAUGUGCUAUUCAGGUAUAUUUUAUCAUUAUCGAAUUAAAUAUAUUUCGAAAAAUGAGCAUGCAGUAAUACACACGUUUUAAAUUACUGCGUGCACUCAUUUUUCGAAAUUUUAAUUUGAAACCGGUUUUCCAGCAUUUGUUCGCGUGAAUAAGGGAAUCGAAAAGUAGAUUUCGGUAAUCAAUCAAUCAUAUCGCUGAACUUUGUUUUUCGAUUUGCUGCCCGUAUAAUAAAAUUCGCUUAGGCCACAUAAAAAAAAAUUACUUGUUUAGCGUCCUCGCCCGACCUGAUAAAAGUCCCCGACCUCCAAUUUUUUUUAUUUUUUUUUUAAAUCCAUCCGAGUUUAGUGCAAAAACUCUAUAAAAAAGACCGUUUUACUUGGAAAAAUGGUGAUUUUAUUCUUCUGGGAGCUAUGUAAUACGUUUACACAAAGUUUCCUUCCCAGAAUAUGCCUGUUCGCAGCUAAAGUGUUCGCGCGUGACCGCCAAACGGUAAUUUUCUGUUUUAUUAAAAACAUGAACUGUAUUAAAAAAACAUGAACGGAUUUUGAAAGAAUUAAAGUGAGUUUUGACUGUGGUAAUAUACUGGAUUUCCUGCAUUUAGCAAAAUUUUGUGUUGCAUUUUACGAAAAAAAAAACGAAAAAAAACCCCGCCCGCCCGACCUAGAAAAAUUAAAAUGGGUGGACGCUAAACAAGUAAUUUUUUUAUGUGGCCUUAUACAGCAGAAAAUAUUUACUACUUCCUAAGUACAUCAUAAUGGAUUAAGUAACAAAUAACAAAUACGGUAUACUGCACAAUCUCAAUAAAGUUGAAUGGAAAAAACACCAUUCAUAUUUAUUUCAUGAAUGCAUUAUUAUUUGAAGGUGCCAGUGAGUGUAUAGCUAUACACAGCGAUAUACAGUAUUCGUCAGGCUUUUUUGCAUGAUGCCUGAAUAGUAUAGAACAAACGUCGACACGUUGAGUGUGUGCUGGUGACAUCUCGAGUAUAAAAAAAUUUUUUAUCUCGAGUAUGCAAUAACGGGAUCACCCGUGAGCUACAUGUGUUUUGCGAGAAACAAACGCAUCAAGGCAUUUUCGUCUUUUUUCGCCGUAGCUGCCAUGUCAGAAUAAUGUACGUUUUUAAUAUUUUAUUCAACUGUUCUUGUAUAAAACUAUGAUUAACAUGACUAGAUAAUGAUUAAAUUAUAAGCAAACAAAAUAAUUUGUAGACAACUGAGUCUGAUGACUAUUUAUAUAUUCUGCUAUUUACGAAAAGAUGAUCUCUACUGGGAAAUGUCAAUAAAAUGUUUAUGGUCGGUCAUAUUUUUGACAGGUCGGUCGGAAACCUGAAACCAACUAUUAUUUUUAUUUGGCCAUAUCGAACGUCAGAGAAUCAGGUUCCUCUAUAAUAGUUUGACUCUAUAUAUAAUAGUAGCUACUAGUUUUACUUAAGUCUGCUGAUGUUUUUUCUCAUGCAGUUACAGUAGCUUGACAAUGCAUGAAAUAGGUAGAUCUAACUAGAUUGACUACUGUAGAUUCUCAUCUCAGUCAUAUGUUAUAGCCUUUCUCACGAGGGCCAAAUUCGCCAUUUUAGGGGUACUUUUUUGAAAACGACGUGAAAAAUCUAUGCGAUUUGAAAACUUUUUUCAAAUAAAUUUUUUCACUGUAAAUUAACUUAUAAUGAUUAUACUCACAAAUAUAGUUAUACAAUCUCAGAUUUGGAAAAGGAAGUACCCCAAAUAUCGCGGUGUGAGAAAGGCUAAUUGUGGACAUUCUACAUGUAUAAAAAUUUUCAUAAUGCUUAAUAUUAUUUUUUUUGUAAAAUAGCGCCACCGGACGCCAUUAUGGACCAAAAUUAUGAAAUAUAUGAGCUUCUUUGGAACGGAGGAAUUUUAUAUUAUAUUAAUUUGUUUUGUUAAAUGGUAAGAUAACAUAAGGCAAAUGUCUGUCGGCUAAAUUGUUGUGCAGUAUAACUUCUUACUUCCAUUUGAAAGUUCUGCAUCGAAACAGUAUUGGUAUGCUUUAACGUUUGCCUGGUACCGAGAGAAACAGAGCGUGUUUUGUGGAUUGAAUACUGUCGAAGGUCCACAAAACAUACAGUUCCAGAAACUCCCCAGUCAAUGAGAAUAUUCUAUUAUCUAUAUAUAUAUGUACCAAGUGUCAAAGAAAACAAAAAAUCGAAAAAGAAACGAGAAUGUUCCGUAAUUUUUGCUCCAUAACUGAAUGCUUUUAUUGUCCACCGCUCAGAGCUAUUGCCAAAAGACGAUUGAAUUUCGUGAUUUCAAUUAAGUGGUACACUCUACAGCAGCUUGUCCAAUGAGAUGGAAGAAUACAGUCGUGAACUUUGGCACUUGGUAUAACGCUGUUUAUGUGCAGUUUAUACUGUAGAGUAAUUUUGUUUCGUUCAAACAGGAUUGUUGAUGCCAGGCUUGGCCGUCUGCUCUGCAUUCUCAUGGGUAUUGGAUUCUUUGUUUCUAAUUUUUUGAAGGUUUGUCUAUAUAAAGUUUAUGUCUAAAAAAAUAUAUAUUUAAGUAUAUCACAACUAUUCGCAUCUAUAAAAGUCUGAUUGCAGAUUGCCUUAGCGUACAUUCUAUUAUGAGCUAAAGUUCACAUUGCAAAGUCAAUUUUGCAUCGGACCGUGUAAACUGACAUGACUUUCUAUCAGAUUUUAACUGAGUUUACCAUUCUUGGUUUGCCAUUAUACCGCGCUUACAGCUUUGAAAGGCUUACAUGAAUGUCCAGAUACUGUGAUAGAAAAAACAAUUAACAGUACUGAUAGCAGGGGUUGACUGGUGCAUUCUGCGUGAACGUGGGCUAACCACUUAAUCCAUUUUAACUGCAUGCAGCAGCAGACAAACUCAAUGGUCAUCAUGCACGUACCAAAUUGCAAGCCUGUUAUUAUUCAGUCAGAAUUUAUUCACCUGACUAAACUUACUUUCACUAAGGGUGGGGCAGGAACGCUCUGUGGUCAGCGUCGCAAUAAAACAGUGAGGGACACUAAGAGGGGUUAUUGAAAACCUACCGUAUUGUGCUAAAUUACAUUAUAUAAGUGUAGUGUAUGGAAAGAGAUUUGCAGCCAUACAAAGGUUGGAAUAUGUUGACAUUCUACUACAUACUUCGCGAAAUGUCUGUCACUAACACUAAAACACUCGGAUACUGCAAUAAACGUGAUGGCAAAAUCAUCAUCCACCAGCUAAAAAUAAAUUAAUUGUAUACAUAUAUUAAUGAUCCAAAGAUUGAAUCAUUGAAUAUAAACUGUAAUUAACACAAUAAAAAACACACGUUUUGGUUUUGUGGGAGAAGGGGUGUUUUGGGGGGACGUACUCUGUGUUUAUGUCAAACGACAUCCCUCCAUAUAUAGUUGUACCCUUCAUUGGAUGAGACCCUAAGCUGAGAAUUCUCUUUUAUUUUGUAGAAUUGCCUUUGCCUUCCUCGCCCACCUUGUCCUCCAGUUAUACCUCUGGAAGAAGCAACUGAAACAUGGUAAGGAUUUUACAAACGGCAAGAAAAUGCGUGUUUUCUUUUCCACCAUAAAACCACCAAUGAAUGCAAUCUUGUUUUGGAUUAUACUGUUAGUACCAAUACAAAGAAAACGUUUUGCAAAUUAAAAACGGUUUUCUUUAUUUUCUCAUCUCGCUUGUUAUUGUAGUAUCGGUAGCAUUCUGGUACUGUAGUUUAUUUACACAUUAAUUUGAAAAAAAUUUAUUCUUGUUCCAGGGGUCUUCCAAGUCAUCAUUCCGUUUUAUGUGUUGUUCUUCCAUGGUAAGUCACGUCGAUUCAUUGCCACUGGUAUAUUUGCUUUCUUUUAAAACAAUAUCAAGGGAGAAGCAAGGGACAUACAGUACAGUACUGUACUGUGCUGUACUGUACUGUACUGUGAUGUGAUGUGCUGUACUGUAUAGCGAUGUGUCCAUAUGUAGAGGUUACAGUAUCUGUUUUAUAAAGGCCACCAUGCACCAUACCUUUUUAAACAUGAUUUCAUGCGAGCUGCUCCAUUUACUGUUCGGAGUACUCCGGAUUUUCGGAACACUAAUGGAAUGAAACAGAAGACAGUCACAUGACUGUUCUGAACUGUUCGGACUACCCCGAUUUUCGAGUAGGGGCAGCCAGAACAGACACGUGACACUGCCCAUUUUCACGUGAUUAGAAAUGGAGGCGAAGAUUUUGUAUAUCCAAUGCACAACGAGUAAAAACGUUCCAAAAGCAUACUUAGAUGUACAAAUAACAGCAAAUCAUUAUACGAUUUAUUAUGCGAAUAACUAAUGAAUAUAGUAAUGCAUGGUUACACGCAUAUAUAAUAAACUAAACACUGUUUCAGAACACCGUGUGCACUCCAUUUCAUAUCGUUCUAGAACAGUGUUCCAAAUGUUCUAGAACAGUAAAUGGAGCAGCCUGAUGGCCAUUAUUUCAUGUCUGUUAAAAGUUUAUAUCAAUUUUUGUUUGCUCAUUUAUAUCUACAGUACUAAUUGUUUUUUCCUCUGUUAACAGGUACAUCUGGUUUUAUUCGAUGAUACAUUUUAAUUUGGGUUACUCGGAACAAUCACUGUUGUUCACAGCCAUUACGAUAUGUAUGCCAAAUAUUAUAUUAUAAUAAUUAUAUACUCGUGUUCUUUCUUUGUAUUUGGGCACCAUCUCAGCUAAUAUUACUCAAAACAGGGUUUAAGCUGCACAAAUAGUUUUCUUUACCAUAUAAUUUGACUAAUUAAUGAGAAAACUGUUGCCUAAUUUAAUUUUUUGCAGCCAAUUCAUUUAACACAUCUAUUAAAACUUUUCCGAAUACAUAUGCAUGAGCUUGGAAAGACGGCAAUUAGCUUUUGGCGAAAUGAUAAUGAAACUAUAUCGUCAAUUUUUAUUUGCAUUAUUUUGGUGAACUUCCGCUUCAACCCUGCCAAGAGUUCAAACGUUUUCAGAAUUCUUGUUAGCCCUUAGAACAUACGAUACAACAAAAUUUUGUUUUAGUGUCAGACAUAUAUAUAUAUAUACAGUAGUCAUUAUUUUCCCUAUCCCCAAAGUUGUAAGGGUUACUUCCUUUCCGUAUAUCCAGAAGCUGUGUGCUGCUGUUGGGUCCUAUAUAUGGCUAAAGAGUUCUGGGGCUUGCGUAUUGUAAGACUUUAUAAGUCCUGUCGAUACUCAAUACAACACGACCUCAGUGAAAUACGUACAAACGGAACAACAACAAAUUUUGUUCUUGCAUGGAAGGGAAUUUCAACCUCUUAAAAUUCCUAUUGCCAUGAGUUUUAAGCUUAUUUUAUCUCCCUUUUCCUUCAUCCCCCUUUUCCUUUGCUCGCCCCCAUCCCCCAGAGGGGGAGGAAAUAUUAACUAUAUGCAUCCCUGUUUACUGCAUGUUGGCAACCUAAAUCCCCCCCCCCCUCAAUAUUUCGCGAAGUGUCCGCCACUGUUACAGUAACUUACAAACCAAACUGGUGAGAACCUGCAUGGGGUCGAUUUUCUAAUAUUGCCUUUGACUGCUAUAGCAAUACAACCUGUAUUAAAGUUAAGUAGUUAAACAUUUAAUUAAAUUAAGAUUGUGGGAUCCUUACCCGUACAUUUGAAAAAUCAUUAUUGGGUAGAUGAACAGUUUGUACUGUAAAUAGUGUGGCAUUCAUCCACUCAUGCAUUUCAUUCUGUUGAUUUUUUACUUUUAGGGAGUGUGUCAGUGUUGUUAUGUCGUGUGUAUCUUGGCGUACAUAGUCCUGCAGAUGUUGUGUCUGGUAGCAUAUGCGGUUGUUUAAUCUUAGCAUUCUGGAUGAAAGUUGAUAACUAUCUUGACCAUUAUAUCAGCCUUGGAAAUAAUGGUAAGAAUGUCCACUUGUGGUUUUGGUCUGUUCGACGACAACAUAGAUUAUGGAUCAUACCAGAUGUCUCACUGUGUAUCUAUCCCUAUGAUUUUCGUGUCCGCGAUUUUCGCGCGUGUGACACUUACUGCCAAAAUGGCGCUUACUGCCAAAAUGCGUGAAUUACACUUACUGCCAAAAUGGCGGCCAACGCGUGUUCAUAAAAAAUCGCGGACACAAUUUUGGCUGAGUGAUUCAUCUGGUAUUAUCUAUCAUCUGUGACGAGAAUGACGUUUUUUACAAGCUAGUGUAGGCUAGGUAGGUUUCGCGCGAAUCGACUUUAGUCUUUUGUCUAAAACUAAUUAGUUCCAAAUGGUUCCAGCCGAAAGCUCAAGAACAAAAGCAAAUAGUCGCUUCGCGCGAAAUAAUUCGCUAGUGGAAAACCAGCCGUGAUAAUUGACCUACUGUACCUUUUCCUGUAAAUGACUGGUAGGAUUAGUGCUGUACCAACGCCCUACGCUCGUGAGUCGUGAUCCGGAGGCCAUAUACUGCCUAACCUUACCCCCACUUCCCACCAUAUACCAUACAGCACAUGUGUAGCAUAUAUAAUCCCCAACAAAAAUAUAACCCAGCCGUAACCUUACCAUACUGUAUACAGUAUGAUACUAAGCAAACGUUUUUUUCAUCAAUUGUAGUGAUAAUGCAAGCGCUGAUUUAUACCAUUGCUCUGUUAUUUAUUCAUCCACGUCCAAAACUUAGAACAGGGUCAUUUCAGGAAACCGUAAGUACCAAUAUAAUUUGUGUGCCUGGGAGGCAGUGGCGGACACUUCACAAAAUAAUGGGGGAGGGGGGAGGGCGAUAUUUUCAACAUGUAUGCCAAAGGGGUUUCGGUGUCUGUUUAAUAAUUAAGGCUCGCUUGAUCAUUGCAUACGUUAAUUGUGAUAUUUGGUACCAUACUUUUAUACGUCUAUCGUAGAAAGUCUUUUAUAGACUUUUAUAGGUCUGUCCGCCAUUACUGGGACGGCAAGACAUGAUGGACCGUUAUGUCAGCUGACUCGUCUCUAUCCUUUAUGACUUCAUGCAUUUUCUUCAGUAAAAUUAACUACUAUCAAUAAUCGUUACAUAAGUUAUUUGUCCUCAACUGACAAUUUUUACGUUUUCACUUUCCAUCAAUGACUGUAGAAACUUCAGCUGUUCAUUUACACGUAUUGGCUUUGUAUGGAUGCUGUCACUGCUAAUUAAUUGUCAAAAAAAUCCUAUACGGCUUUUUGUUUAUGUAUAACUGAGAAAACGAAUCUCAUGCCAAAUACUUAUGUUUUCCAAUUUUCCUUUCUAACUUCGUUAUUUUAAAUUUUUUUCUGUGUUGGUGUUGUGUACUCAGGUGAAUAAUAUGUUUGCGAUGUUACUCUAAGUGCCUAUCCACACCGGGCGAGCUUGAAAAAUAUGCCCGGCCACGGUGGGAUUCGAACCUACGACCUUUGGAAUACUAGCCCAAUGCUCUUCCAACGGAGCUACGCGGUCAGGACGGUUCGUGUAAGUGAUAUUUCGGAACAGUAUCUAGUUCCUUCAAUACCAAUGUGUUCUAGUAAUAUGAAUUUUUUUCUGUGUUGGUGUUGUUCGUUAUUUUUGUCACUGCAACAAACAUUUGCACACAAAUUAUUUUUCUCGUAUUUUAUGGCAGUAAACCUUUCCGCGCGGUUCAUUUUUUCCCUGUUUCGUAUUAAAACCUGUUUUCCACUAGCCGAAUUUCCUUUGUCAUCAUCGCUUAUCACGUCAGCAAACGCAAUGCCGACAAAGGAACAAGUCGCUUCGCGCGAAUAAAUUCGGCUAGUGGAAAACAGGUUUUAAUAAAGUAUCAAUAGCUCUAUAGUUAGGCCCCACGGACUAUAUACUCCCAAAUUAUAAGGCAUGCAGAUAAUAUACUGUACAAUUAUUGGACGAGGUUGACCAAAUAUCGUGAUUUGCCAGUGGCGAGCAGAUCUAUAGAGCAGAUUAAUAGUUAAGCAUUUGCACACGCUUAAAUUGUAGAGCAAAUCAUCACCCUUAGAUAUUAUCAACGCAAAAAUUAUACAUGCUAUACGCAAAAAACGUUAUUGAGAAAAACGUGGAUCAUAUGAACCUACGAAAAAUAUCUUUGUAUGAUUCAGUUAAAGAACCUUUUAUAGAAUAAAUUUAAUGACAGUCACCUUUGGUUCAUUUUCUUGCAUAAUAAUACUUCUUGCACAUGUACUGUAGACUAUAAUUAUUUCUAGUUUUUAGGUUGUCACAUUCAUUAUUGCGCUUGCAUUUUCACAGAAACGGCGGGACAUCGAAGUCGCUCCUUGUCGCUUCCAUUUCGAGCUACUGCCUGACAUGCUGGAAAAUAUAUCAAAUGUAUAAUGCGUGUCGAAAUUAAGUCUUAGGAAAGCUACAUCACACCACGCUCGUCCCAGACUCUAGUUGAUACGCGACAAUUUUACGAAAAUCGCUGUUUAGAGCCUCGUAUCUCGCGAAUGAAAAGAGAAAACCGAAAAAUGUUAAAGAACCUAUUAACUAACUUUUUGUCCUCUGCCAAAUAUAAAAAAAAAAUUUGUGACAUAAGCACUUUAAAGAACGUUUUAUACAAUAAAUUUAUCGACAGUCACCUUUGGUUUAUUUUCUUGCAUAAUACUACUUCUUGCACAUGUAGACUAUAAUUAUUUCUAGUUUUUAGGUUGUCACGUUCAUUAUUCCGCUUUGCAUUUUCAUAGAAAAGGCAAAACAUCGAAGUCGCUUCCAUUUUGAGUUUUUGACAACAUUCCGAACACUUGACAUCACGUUCGCCAUACAGAUUUCAGUAAUGUUGACACAUGCGCAGGCGUUUUUCCGCGGUGUUCUUGACACCACGUUCCCAAAGGGAAUUUCAGUAAGGUUGACGCAUGCGCAGACGUUUUUCAGCGGUGUUCUGUUACGGUGUUCCUGCCACGUUUUCUCUAUUUAUAUUUGUUAUCGGUGUAACUUUUCGGAGUUUUUUCAAUGUGUAAUUGUAACUUUUUCCCUUUUUUUGGGCGAAGCUAGUAAAAUUCAAAUUAAAUUAUAAAUAGAGUGACGUAAAUGUUUUGCACCACACCGAAACACUCAGCGUAGCAUCAGAGUUGAACACCACAACCAUACAGGUGUAAGAUUUCUUUAUGUUUUGUUCCUAGGUAUGUAUGUUAGGUACACUCGUUGGUUUCGUAAUGGCAAGGUCUGCGUGGACAGCGAGGAAACCUGCAUUAUGUAAAACUGUACUACGAGAGUUGUCAGGUAUAAAUACAUUUUAAAAAGUUAUGAUUGGCGUAACCAAAUGCUAUUUAGCUCAAAUCACGUUCACAUUUUCCCACUGACCACGCCCAUUACCAUAACUUGAUGUUCAAACUUCAUGUGCAAUGCUUUUUGGAACAACAUUGUUUAUGGCAACUUGAGAUAUACAUUGCUUAUACUGCGUUACAGGACAUACAGUAUAAUAUAUAGUUUCUUAGUAAAAGCAAGUGUUUGGUAAGGGCAUUUGUUUUCACUUUCCCCAAAGAGUUCUUGUAACGAUAGUGUUUUGUUCUUAUAUACUUAUACUAUACCCUUUCGGCGUUAAUUCGUUAAAACGUGUAUAUUUAAACUGCUUUAUAAUGCACAUAUUAUGAUCAUGGGAAUUUUACAUAUACUGUAUUUGUGAUAUUCAUGCAAACGAAUUUGAAACGAAAUGCAAUAUACUGUACAAUAUUUUCUUAGAGGGAAACUUCAUCUUCGUGGUCGUUUUGGCUGCUAUUGUCGAUUUUAACUUACUUUUCAGUAAAAUGUUCCGAACUUCGUUCCGAACUUCGCACAUUCGUUGCAAAGUUCAAACGUUUGUAAUGAAAUCCACAAGCAGGUCUGUAAACAAAGCCUCUGAUUGGCUACUAAAUCAAACCAGCCAAUCAAAUGCUCAGUUUACAAACCAAUUUGUAAAUUUCAUUAUGAGCUUUUGAACUUUGCAACGAAUUUGCGAAGUUCGGAACAUUUUACUGAAAAGUAAGUUGAAAUCGACAAUAAAGCUACCGGAGGUAACGUUUAAUUACAAAGGCAUUUUGUGGCAACAUACAAAAGAAAACUGAUCUGCAUUGCCUUAUUAAACGUCGCUUCGUCUAGCUUUAACAGUCAAAUUGUCCAUGAGGAUGACGUUUUUGUCUAAUAAAAUAUAUUGCAUUUCGUUCCUGAUCGUAAUAUGUGCACUUCAAAACUUGUAAAUCUUUGCUUUCCUGUGAACAAUUACUCGCAGUCUUUCUGUGAGCUUUUUUCCAUUUAGAACGAAUAACUCGCUGUUUUCUCGUUCGCCAAACCCGGUAUAGUUUAUGAGGCACAUUUUGUUGUUCUCAAUGCUCGCUGGAUACAGUAUGACCUACUAUUCUGUUAGCACAGAGAUCUGAUCAAUUGAAAAAAUAGUUAUGGUAUGCAGUGCAUGGUUCAACUCUGUUUUUAUUAUUAAUAAAUAACUUUAUAAGACCUUAUCAAAUCCGGAAUAAUGUCAUUUCGCGAGAUAAAAACCAGUGCUUGAUCACUGAGCUACAUAUUCUGUACAUUGUAUAUAUACUACACUUUACAUUAUAUUGCAGUUUGAUUAGUGGUUUGAUAAAAAUUUCGAUACCAAUUAAGUUUGUUUUAUGCGAUUUUGAAGUUAAUUUUUGGAUAACGUCUAUAACAAAAAUAACGUGAAUGUUUAAUUUAAUUUUUUGUUCAGAUUCAACAUCCUGGAUGAAUGUGGUUUUAGUAUCUAUGGGACGACUUUUAUUAGGUAAGCAGCACUAAGCACAUUGAGUCUCGCUGUGUUUAUACAGUAGUUUCGAUGGGGGCCUCUUUAACCUGAUUAUCAAGCCAAUUUUCCUUCUUUAAAUGCGAGUCGGCUUGGUUGUAUUUAGGUUAUCUAUUCAGCUUUUCGUAUGCCAUGUAAUAUUUGAAAUCCGACUAUCAGGACUGGACUAGAUUUCAAGUCCGCGAAAUUUGAUCAAGUCCGAGGCGAGGCGAGGACUGGAUCAAAAUGCUAUGACUUGGAAUCUAGUCCAGAAUAAAUCACUACUUAAUUAAUUUUGAUGCAGUCAAAGGACUGAAUUAAUUUUGAUCCAGACCUAGGACUGGAUCAAUGCACUUCAUCAGAUAUCCAGUAUUAUCAUGUGAGCAAAAUAAAGCAAUAUGGUUGGCUAAUUUACUCAUGAAUUAUUAAUGAGUUUGACAUGCUAGGAUAUAUUACGAAGUCGAAGCAAAAAUUGUUGAACAUUUUCUUAAUCGAAAUGAGUAAAAGAAAGUCAUUUAAGAUUUUAAUACAUAUAAUUUACGGUAGAUCCAUGGGGUGGCCAUGGUAUGGUAUGGUAAAACUAUGUUGGUCCCUACAGCAAGAGCUGAUUUCCCACAGGGGCGUAGAUUUGAAUUUCAAAAUUACUGGGGCCGGUUGUAUAAAAACGUAGUUAGCGCUAACUGCAGUUAAAAAGUAGUUAAAAAGUGGUUAACUUUAAUCACGUAGUUAAGCCGGUUGUAUAAAAGUGUAGUUAGCCUUAACUGCAGUUAAAAAGUAGUUAAAGUUAAAUAUGCUUUAGGGUAUAGUUAACUGUCCAAAACGUAGUUAAAAAUGGCGUUUGUAUAGGAGUGAACAACAUUUUUCAAUAAAACAACAAUGAAAAGCAACGCUUACCCGAGAUUUUCAAUCGCUAUCUUCCCCGUGAAUGUUUCCUGACAAUAUAAACUCUUCGAAUGCUAUCGCUUUGGUGUUUUUACGAAAACGGAACAUAUUUUUGCACAGGAGGAUUUCUCGAAGAAGAAGUAUGGUCCAUUACACCAAGAAACACUGAUAUAUAAUUGCCAAACAGCUAUGCCUUGGUUUAACAUAGACAUCUCAAGGAAAAACUGCAUUCUCUUAUGAUUUUUGUGGCGGUUUUUCUUUAUUUUUUUAUUUAUUUUUCACUGUUUUCUAGUGUUUUGAAUAAAAUUCCCGCCUAUUUGCAAAAUACGAGUCCACAAUCGUGUUGAAAAUGUGUGUCAGCGGUCGUUACUCGCUGCUUACUUUAUGUAAUUUUCUGUUUAAACUCCCCACGCAAGCCCCACGCACAGUUAACUACGUGAUUAGUUAACUAUCCGACUAACUACGUUUUGUGCAACGCAGUUAAGUCAUGUAGUUAACUAAUUACAGAUAAGGAUUUAACUACAGUGAUUAACGCUAACUACAGUUAGCGCUAAUUACGUUUUUAUACAACCGGCCCCUGUACAUUAAAAAUUUCGAAUACAUGCAGUCAUUACAAUUACAAUUACAAUUACAAUUACAAUUACAAUUACAAUUACAGUCAUUACACUGAGUACAAAAUAAGGUAAACAGUCAGGGAUAUUUCAUUAGUUGACUUAACUGGUUAAAUACAUACUUGUAUUGAAGGCAGUAAGAGAUUUCUUACUCCUUAAUUUCAUCUGUCUCUAUUAAAAAGUCCUCUGUAUUAUUUUUUCAGGUUUUAUCAUUGUGUUAGCAGUAAGAUCUCUUGGAAAGGUUACGUUUCGUUCUAUUGUGUCAAAUGUUUACAAUCUCAUUGGUUUAAAAUCAGUCAUUCGUGGUGGUUCGAAAGCUCACUAUUUUAACACAACAUAUAACAAAUCCUUCACACUUCCACCUGUCUUCAACUUGGUAAGUAGUGCAGGUGGUAUAUAAUACUGACGCUACAACCUAUAUGGAUACAGUAGACAGUAUACUGGGUAUUUCAUACAACUGUCCCAAGCUCAAGUUUUUAUGUAGGCGUACACGACAAAAUGACAUGCACUUUUUCUUUGACAACUCAUCUUCUUUCACUCCCCGAUGGGGCUUCUCCGUAACUGAUCACAGCAAUUAGUACCAGGGUUCGUACAAAACUUGAAAGUCCUUGAAUGUCCUUGAAUUUGAAAACAAAAAUUCGAGGCCUUGAAUGUCCUUGAAUUUGUAAAGAAGUGCUUGAAUGUCCUUGAAUUCUUCUUGCUUUAGUUUUUGGAUAUUUUCUGAAAUUGUUUGACAUUCAAGACGGACAUUUUGUUGAACUGAUUUUGCAUGUUCAUAUCAGACCUCAUUAUAAAGUUACGUUUUGAACAAUUCAACGUCAGAUUCUGCUGAUUUCUAACGCCUUCUUCUUCAGUAUUUAGUCCUUGAAUUUGCUGAUACAUGGCCUUGAAUGUCCUUGAAAAGUCCUUGAAUUUGACUCUUCCUGACAUGUACGAACCCUGUAGUACCCUUAAACCGGAGCACCAGGGGGAAAAACUCACGUCUUGCCUUAAUGCCUUUCGGCAGGGCGUGCACAGACUCUUUUCACAUGAGUGAGAAUCGAACCCACGAUCUCCGAGGAGAAAGGCGCUUGCCUUGACGACUGCGCUAUACUGAAGCCUCGUAAUCCUGAACACGACCGAACAAAACUUUAUAAGAGGAAACUUGUAAGGAAAACUAUCUGGUCGUUACGGAGCUGUGAAUAAAAUCUUGAAUGUUGGGUGCCAGUGUUGGUAGCGAAGAAUACUAUUUUCAGACUUGUGUGUAUAAUGCAAAUAAAAAUUUCGACGUUUCGAGCGAAGGCCCUUCGUCUGGAACUUAGCAUGCAACUUGGGGUUGCAUCAGAUCAGAAUUUUGGCCAUCUCACUCGAUAGAACUAAUUGUAGAAGGAUUUUGUAGAUUGAAAUUUAGAAUGUGAUUUUUAUACUACAUUUAUUAGACUUAAUAUACCAGUAGCAGUUGCGAAAAAUGCAACUACAUGCCUUUUAGCAGGAGUCGAACCUGCGGCCUUGCCGUUCUUGUGCAGACUCUAUCAUACUGAUCUAUAGAGUCCAGUCAAACAGCUGGGCAUUUUGUACGGAGCAUGCGCGAAAAAAUCAAUAUGGCGACAUAUUUAUAGGAGUGCUUCGUGGAUUUAUCUGGUUUUAAAGCUGAUAAAACAACAUUUCAAUGAAUAAAAACUUUGUAAUAUUUAGUGGAAAACAUUAAGCUAUGCAGUCCAAAGGUUUUAAAUUAAAAAUAAGUACUUUUGCUUUAUUUUAUUGCUUUUUAUGCUUUCAAAAUAGGCAAGCUCAUUUUUUUUGAAAGAAUCUAAACUAAUAUUUUACCCAUCAUUUGUUUAAUCUGAACAGAAAUUGAUAGAACACUUGGCUACAUAAGUUAUAAAGGGAAUUGGUAGCUGAUCUGAAAGAUUUCAGUAUUCCUGGUACACAUUUUAGCAAAGAAUGACUGUAAUUUUAAAAAUUAAAUAUGCAUAUCAAAAACAAUAGUUUUUAUUAGAACAACACAUAAUAAGUUGUUAUUUUCUAUUUUUACAAAAACAAGUUUGGAAACAGAAUCUAGUCGUCCAGUUUGAUGUCAUAUUCCAUUUAUUUGGAUAUUUGAAUAAAGGAAUGUGAAAUAAUAAUUGAAACUUGUCCAAAAUUUGAUACCAACACUCAAGUGAACAGAUACUAUCACCUAAAAAUAAAAGAAAACAGAACUUAAAUUUGUCAUAUAAUGCUAUGAAAAAGUCUUAGAUACUACAGGCAUAUAGUGAGCACAAUGCUUUAACAAACUCACUAAAAUAAGUUAAGUUAUGCUAUGAUAAGAGGAUGGCAAUAUAUGACAACAUCAAAUGUUACCAUCUUCAGUGUCCAAAAAAAGUGCCGCGCGCAUUUUUCCCAGCAUACCCACUAACUUUUCCAUGAAGGUUGACUAAUAAGGAUAGUUUUAAGCCAUAUUUCGGAGAGAGGCAAUGGUAAAAAUUUUAAGAUAUUUUUAUUUAUAUGCCAUAUCACCACAGAAUUUCACAAAGCAAGCAUGCCUAUAUUCAGGAUUGCCGUUAGACUCUUAAAACUGAACAAAUCAAUGCGGCAUUUCCUAUCUCAUAACAACCAAUACUUGAACAUUUUCAAAAGCAUUUUUGCAGCAAUUUUUACUUUAUAACAAACCAAUACAGGAGCAAUUUCAUAAGCAUGUGACAACAUGACAUUUUCACUUCACAAGUGGAUUUGUCAAUUACAACAUCUAGCACAUUUUUCCCAUGAAUAGCUCAGGUUUUAAUAAAACAAAGUAUGAUUUAACUUUCAUAAAAUAUAUUUUCUAACUGAAGGCAACGGCCAGUUUCUACGAAAUUGCAAGAGGAAUAUGUGUCAUUUUCAUCAAAAUAUGUAUUUUAAGACACUUAUUAUUCCAGAUGAGGAAGGACAAACAAAUUAUUGAACAUACCUGUGGAAACAACAACAACUCAGCUUCUAUCAAGAGCAAAAUAUGAACACUUCCUUGUUUCCAUACUGCUGUACCCUGCUUCUGAAACUCUGACAAUGAGUGAAACAUUUCCACUUGUCGCCCAUUUGUAAAUAAAAAUUCUUCGCACGUUUUCAUGCGAUUAAGUCGUUAUAUCGUUGCGUACAAGCACUACAACUUAAUCUUUCAAGAAACACUUUAUUUUCCAUGAACAAACCAGUAAAAGAGGACAAAAAAUCCUCUCACAAUGCAUAUUUUCAGCGUUCGAAGAAUCAAAAUGUUUGUUAAAGAAAUGCGCCCGCAAUAUUUAGACAGCGACAACAGAAUGCCCAGCUGUUGUCCAGUCACAGAAUAAGGCACACAGAAGGUCGACUCGAGUAACCCAGUAACCGCUGCCACGCCAUGAUUCAUUAUCAAAAUGCUGACGCCAUGGUCCCAGCCAGUGCGCGUUUGAGAGGCAUUCCCCCCUGGACGUCCACCAUUUUGAAUAUUAUCAGGGGGGUGAAUGCCUCUCAAACGCGCACUGGCUAGGACCAUGGCGUCAGCAUUUUGAUGAUGAAUUACGGGUUACGCCAAAAUCAUAGGAAAAACCAAGAAGUCGGCCUUCUGUGUACCUUAUUCUGUGGUCCAGUUAUCGGGCUCUAACCGCAAAUUACAGGUUAGAGCUAUGGUUAGAGCGAUGCAACGCAGGGCCGCAGGUUCAAUUCCUGCAAAGAGGACGUUUUGCAUUUUUCGCAACUGCUUCUAGUUAGGUCUAAUAAAUGUAUAAAAAUCACGCUCGAAAUUUCCCUCUACAAAUCCUUUCAACAAUACACCCUUUCGAUAAUUACGUCAUUUGGCCUGGGAGCCUCGUGAGCCAAUCACCUUGCGUUAUUUACUAAUGAGAGCGAGGCUCCAAGACCAAAACGUAUGUGUGACGUAAUUAUCGUAAGGGUGUAUUAACGGACUGCACAAGGCUGCAAAUUUGAAUUCAUAUUUUUGUCGUACUGUAGGUCUUAUUGCCAGACACAAGAAACUCGUUAUAAGUUCGUUUUUUGUCUCUGUAGGAAAAGAAAUCAGAGAAGUCCAUAAAAUCAUCAAACACCAUAUCUGACGAUGUUUGGGAAGUAGAUCAUGGUGCAAAAUAUUUAACUUAUGUCUUUGUUGGUUGGUCUGGAAGUUAUCUCGCUCCUCUAGCAUUUCAUUUACUUGGUCUUAACAUUUCCAGUUAAAUCUACAAUACAUGCAUGUUGCAAACAUGAGGAAUGGUCUUACUAAAAAUGUGUUUUAAAAUGUGCACGUUUCUGAGGUUAUGUCUUUAUGUCAUGCAUGCAUGCAUGCAGCUUGGGAUAGCGGCUGCUGUAUAUUUAUAAGAUCAUGCAGUUAACAACACACAUUUAAAUAAAAACAAUGGGGAGAGGAGAAGUUUACCUUGCGACCUUUAGAACACUAAAAUUACAAUGCAGUUAUAUACAUGCAGUCGGACAGCAACAAAUGCCUGUAGUCCAGUUGAUACAACCGUUGAUCCUUCAUUAAUUAAUGGUCGGAAGAAAUAUGUCAGAGUUAUAAAUUUGUCAUCCUUGCAGAACUGUACACUGUCCUACCAAGUAAUGCCUGUUUACUAUAGGUACAUCAAUGUUAUAUUUUCCUGUUAUCUCUAUAUAUCGUGUGAUAUAGAGUAAUAAUAGAUGAAUGCUGAAAAUAGAUCUAUCCUGAUUAGGUCGUUAAGAACCAUCUAGUGCGAGGUCUUUGUGAUCAUACCUGUAGCCUCGUUUUUCAGUGGACACAAUGAUUUUUUAUCCAUUUGUAUAAUGGGUGCAUUAUAUAGUAUCUCCCAUGCACAGACAAGUUUCCCAGUUUGCCGAGCUCGUAUACAUGGACACGCUCAUGGUCUUUGAAAUGCAUUAUCUAGAUACACAGUGAAUUUCAAAGCGAUAAAUACAGUUAAUUAAAUUAAUUAAUUAGGUUGUAUUCUCAAAGUCGAGAUUCAAAACCACAUCAUCUCGCUGUCUAAUUUAUCGUGAAAAGCACAUUGUAUUUGCAUAUUUUUACUGAUAUAAAGCACAUCUAAAGAGUUUGAGGGGGAAAAAAUUUAUUAUGAAUAAUCACCUUAACGCAAUUUGAAAACUUUGGCUUGACAGAAUUUUUUACUUUUGUGCAAAAUUGCAAACUCUUUAGAUGUUGUUUUACAUAAGUAAGAUGCUUUUUGUUUUUCAACAAGUAAUUGUGAUUUGUCCAAAAAUGCUCAGCUGAUCACAAAUUUUCUAUUUUGAAAAAACUGUAUCGAGCCACCUUAAUAUGCAGAUCAUAUUUGUAUUAGGUAAUAUAAACAGCAAGAACGACUGCGUUGUAUAAGAUAUAUAGGCCGUGGGUCGUUGUGCGAAAAAGUGCUUAGAAAAGCAAUUUCGUGGCAACCCUGUGGUUCAAUGCAUAGUACCAUAGAUGCUCAAUUACCAGAAAAAGUUCCCAAGCAAAAAACUUGCCAAACACCGAGAAAAUGGGUGAUCAGUGAUUAUCCUCUAUUAAACUAUGCAUUGAAUCACAGAAAAUCUAUUCCCCAAGGGGUUGCCACAAAGUGAAAUAAUUUUGGCCGGAGGCCCACGUCCUAAUAUGGUUGAAUUCUAUUAUUAAGAUAUUAAAUAAAAAUAGUCGCAGGUGAUAAUAAUUAUAUAUGAAAUUUUGAAUAGAACAUUUUACAUUUAAUUUAUAAAUCAUAUAGAUAAAUCAUAGAACAGCAGAAUAACAAAAUAUGUGGAUGGUAUAGUGAGUAUUUAUUGGUGUUAAAAAAAUAAUAAAAUAAAAAUAUAAACUUUCUUUACAUCUGUUUCUUAACAAUGUAGAAAAUAUCGUAGUUGACAGAUAUAAUAAAAUCUUUCAACGUUAUUAUGCUGGGUUUUUAGGUUGAAAUAGACGAAUUUAAUUCUACUUGACUAAAAUUUUGACAACAAAUGCGAAAAAUGUAGUAUUCUAGAAAUGUAUAUUGAUAAAAAAAUUAAUAUUUUCCAUUUUCGACCUUUGGCUUUCUACUUUCGACCCUCGACUAUCGACGUAUGACACUCGACAAUUACCCAAAUUCCCGUUUUUGAGCUGUUAUUAUACGCUCCCAUGCAUGCAUUUACCAAUCACGCGGGUCCCUAAUAGGGUCACGUGCAUGCCCGAUAUUUUGCGACAUAGGACAGUGCAUAUUGGACAGUAGCUUAUCGUGGCUUUUUUCCUGGUUUAUCAAUUAUUGUAAUACCGAUGUUUUGUCAAUUUUAAACACACAACAAACGAUAUAGCAAAGUAAUGAAAAAAAUUCGGAACAUUGUGACAGUUUUUCUGUCACUGAGUUUUGUUUAAAAUUAUAAAAGCGCGGGGAAAACUUGUCUUCCGCAAUUCAUUUGUUUACAACAGUCGCCAGGUCAGUAAUAUAUCAUUUUUCGUUAAAAUUAUAGGUCAAAUUACCUUUAAAGAUACAAGGAAUUGAGUUUUAUAUGCACACUUGUUUUUAAAAGCAAGUUCAUUGACGUUAGUAACUAAAGUUUAGUUAUAUAGUGCAUGGUUAGGUUAAAUUAGCAUAAGUAGCUAUAUCUAUAGUCAUCUAUUUUGUUUAUCUUCAGGUAUAAUAUAAGUUUGAAGACCAAUGUCAUUAAAGGCAUGAAAACUAGUUAAAAUUUUAAAAUCAAUAUAAUUUAUGGUUGAAAUAGUUGAAAAGAGUCCAAUUUCUUACGCAGUACGAAAGUCUCAAAUAUUCUGUAAAUCCAGGAAAUAGCUUCUUAGAAAAAGUCAUUGGAUUCUGUGUAUAAGUGCGGCGUUUCGAGACCAAGGUUCUUCUGUAGAAUUCGAAGUUUUGAGAACACCAUAUCCCAUUCCAAAAACGUGCUUUGUAACCACCUCGAUACUUUGGUCCCGGUUUCAGGUGUCGCUUUGAACCCCGUUCUCCCGUGCAGGACUCGCGUAUUAUGUAUCAUAACAAUUUGCCCAGGCUUGAGAUGGACGCUCACGAGAUUGCUACUACUGUUGAAUAAUUUUGAUAGUUGGUAGUAUGCUUCGUAGAACGCCAGUACUUCCUCUGUGGUUGACUUGUUGUUUGCCACAGUCAUAACUACUGGCUCGCAUGACAGAUACUCAAUACGACCUUUAUUGUUUAGGCUGAAAUGAAAGCAAAAAAAAUCAUUGUGAGUAUAAAGGAUGGUUUCGAGCGC
This is a messenger RNA of Paramuricea clavata, 24892 nucleotides long. The record is from the annotation of a GenBank genome assembly. NCBI's taxonomy places the organism in Eukaryota, Metazoa, Cnidaria, Anthozoa, Malacalcyonacea, Plexauridae.